UUUGAAUAUAUUCAUAAACUGAUAAUAAAAUGAAUGAAGAUAGUUCUUCCAUCGAUUUUGAACAUGUGUUGAAUCAAGACCCAAACAUGUUGGUCAAAGUGUCAAGUCCUACUGCAGGGAGUGAAGUGCAGCAAAGUUUUUCAACAUUAACAGAUGUUUAUGCCAAAAUUAAAGAACAUGAAAUGUUACAUACUGUGCAUUAUGUUAUAGCAUUUAAACCAACUAUGGAACAUAAUAUUGAUGAUAUAAUGAAGAAAAACCACAAGAUCUAUUUUGAGAGUAAAGAUCUUCCAUUUACUGGAGUCCCAUUCAUUUUUUCAUCAUGUAGUACUUUUUCAUCAUGUACUGUUUCAUCAUGUAGUAUUGUCAACAAGGAAAAGACAAAGGUCUGA
Hydra vulgaris (swiftwater hydra) is the source of this 392-nucleotide messenger RNA. Lineage: Eukaryota; Metazoa; Cnidaria; Hydrozoa; Anthoathecata; Hydridae. The record is from RefSeq and is a predicted model, not a curated record.